Messenger RNA from Nicotiana tabacum (common tobacco), 1308 nucleotides. NCBI's taxonomy places the organism in Eukaryota, Viridiplantae, Streptophyta, Magnoliopsida, Solanales, Solanaceae. The record is from RefSeq and is a predicted model, not a curated record.
AUGGCUGAAGGGGAACCAACCAAUUCUAUAACAUCAUGGAAUGAUCUCGCGAGGAAAUCUUUGGCAAGAGACUGUCCUCAUCACAAUCAGACAAAUGAAGUAUUAGCUCACACUUUCAUAGAAGGGCUUCUUGAGACGAAGAUUGUAGUGGAUGUUGCAGUGGGAGGCCAAGUAUUGGAGAAAAUCUUAGAUGAAAUAUAUGCAUUAUUGAACAAAUUCUCCAAAAGCAAUCCUGAUUGGCAAGAAGAGAUGGGCAGACACACAGUGCAAAAAUCUGCAGGGGUUAUCGAGUUAGAUAUCGUCUCUGUAUUAUCAGCACAGAUUGCCACAUUGGCCAACCAAGUCAACCAGAUGACCUUGGUUAUUAACAAGCAGCAAGCCCAGCCAAUACAACAGGUUCAAAUAUUUUGUGAGAUGCUAAAGAAAUUGAUGGCUGACCACCAGGCCCAAGCAGCAGCAAUGAGAAAUUUGGAGCGACAAAUGGGGCAACUUGCUAGUGCCCAAAAUACUCGACCAGUUGGAGCUCUUCCAAGUAACACUGAGGCUAAUACUAAGGCAUCUAUUAAUGUUGUGUCAUUGAGGAAUAGGAGACAGUUAGAAGAAAUCUCGUCGAAAAAGAGAAAGCAAGUGACCUUUCAUGAGAAACCAACCACCGUAGAAACAGAAUCAGAAAAGGCAAAGGAGUCCGAGAAGCCAGUUGAAGAGGUGCAAAUCAAUAUUCCACUAGUAGACAUCCUUCAAGAAGUGCCCAAAUAUGCCAAAUACAUCAAGGACAUAGUAGCGAAUAAGAGAAGGUUGACAGAGUUCGAUACUGUGGCACUCACUGAAGGAUGUAGCUCUAGAAUUCAAAGCAAGCUACCUCAGAAAUUGAAGGAUCCAGUAUUCAGACAAUUGGGGUUGGGUGAGCAGCGCCCAACCACGGUAAUUUUACAGUUGGCUGAUCGCUCCCUUGCUCAUCCUGAAGGAGUGAUUGUGUUAGUUCAAGUGGGUUCUUUCAUAUUCCCUGCAGAUUUUAUUAUCUUGGACUAUGAGCCUGAUCAGGAAGUCCUAUUUAUUUUGGGGUGUCCAUUCCUAGCCACGGGUCGAGCUAUUAUUGAUGUAUGUGAAGGAAAGAUGACGAUGAGAGUGGGAAACCAAGUGGAGGUAUUCAAUGUGUAUAAAGCACUCAGAUUUCCAGCCCACUAUGAAGAGCUAUCCAUUAUUUCUGUGGUGGAAAGUGAUAUGACGUCAUUGGUGCCUUAUAUGAGAUCCAUAGAUCCUCUAGAACGAGCCUUGAUUGGGAUGAAGAAGACAGUGAAGAUGAGAUGA